AGGUUGCUUAUCCAUUCAAACAGAACAAGAAAAAUAAAGCGUUCCAUAGCCUCCCAUAAAAAUGAAGAAUACUAUCUUCUCUGCUCUCUUUCUACUUUGUGCCUUCACCACCUCAUACCUACCUUCAACCACCGCGGUGGUCGAUACCAACGGUGAUAUUCUUCAGAAUCCUGGCACAUACUUUAUCUUGUCCGUUUUUCGACCCGGCGGCGGAGUAGAAUUCGCCGCCACUGGAAACGAAACUUGCCCUCUCACUGUUGUGCAGACUCUCUUCGGGAGGGGAUUUCCAGUAAUCUUAUCGUCCCAGUUACGAAUCCCUAUCAUCGGCGAAGGACAACUCUUCAGCAUCCUGUUCCGUAUUGUGCCAUGGUGCGCCACCACUCCUUCUAAGUGGACCAUUGUGGAGGGUUUACCAGAAUCACCCGCGGUUAAACUCACUGGGUACGACAACACAGUGCCUGGUGAGUUUAAAAUUGAGAAAGCUAACCCUUUCCAUAACGACUAUACCCUUUUGUUCUGUCCAGCUGGCGAAGAAAGCAAAUGUGGGCAUAUUGGGAUUCAUUUCGAUGAUGAUGGAAACAGGCGUUUGGUGGUGUCUGAGGAGAAUAUAUUAAGGGUUCAGUUUCAGAAAUUUGGAUCAUCAGCACCGGAUGAGGCAUCACUGGCCCUUAAAAAACAUCAUGUGCUCUCUGUCAGUGAGUGAGUGAGAGACAAGUGUAAGACUAAAUGAAUGGUUUGGUUGUAAUAAAUAAAUUUUUAAUUGCCAGACUAAAUAGAACAAUCAAACCUUAUUCCUUUUUAUGCCAGAUUAUGUAUGGGUUGCAUCUCUUACAUGGAGUUCUUAGUUUCUUUUUCUUCUUCUGUUCUGUUUGUUUUCUUUGCUGUUUGUUGCUUUCCUUUUCUAGCUGAUGUAUCCAGAGAAAGCUCAUUCCUUCCA
This is a messenger RNA of Glycine soja, 937 nucleotides long. Its product is annotated as kunitz-type trypsin inhibitor KTI1-like. The record is from RefSeq and is a predicted model, not a curated record. Bases 62 to 703 code for a protein of 213 amino acids. The transcript has a single exon. Lineage: Eukaryota; Viridiplantae; Streptophyta; Magnoliopsida; Fabales; Fabaceae. Gene Ontology annotation, molecular function: endopeptidase inhibitor activity.